Messenger RNA from Clavispora lusitaniae ATCC 42720, 792 nucleotides. It is a transcript of the gene APT1, whose product is annotated as adenine phosphoribosyltransferase. Gene Ontology annotation, biological process: AMP salvage; adenine salvage. Gene Ontology annotation, molecular function: adenine binding; adenine phosphoribosyltransferase activity; AMP binding. Gene Ontology annotation, cellular component: cytoplasm. NCBI's taxonomy places the organism in Eukaryota, Fungi, Ascomycota, Pichiomycetes, Serinales, Metschnikowiaceae. The record is from RefSeq and is a predicted model, not a curated record.
AUGUACAAGCUAAAAUUUUUUUCACGAGAUGCUCUACAGACCUAUUUUAUUGACUUUCCAUUUUCUGCUUCUGAUGAAGGUUUUUUACUUUUUCGCAUUCAAUUAUCUUUCUGUAGUUUGAGUUUUCGCUGCAUGUCGCACAUAAAACCGUUGGGCAUCACGUUGGGAUGUCCUGGUGUCCGGGUUUCCUUUCCAAUUAACGAAAAUCCUUCGAAUCCCCAACCACCUUCGCCGUUAACUAUGACCAGCGAAAUUGCCGCAAUCGCCAAAGAAUUGAAGUCUUCUUUGAAGCAGUUCCCCAACUUCCCGCAAGAGGGUAUCCUUUUCGAGGACUUCUUGCCUAUUUUUGCCAAACCUGACUUGUUCCAAAAAUUGGUGGAUGCUUUCAAGUUGCACUUGCAAGGAACAAAAGUCGACUACAUUGUGGGCUUGGAGAGCAGAGGCUUCCUUUUCGGCCCUACUUUGGCCUUGGCCUUGGGUGCUGGUUUCAUUCCAGUGAGAAAACCAGGAAAGUUGCCUGGCCCUACCUUGUCUGCCGAGUUCAAGAAGGAGUACGGCAGCGAUGUUUUCGAGAUCCAGGAGGGUGUGAUCCCCAAAGACGCUAAUGUUGUGAUUGUGGACGACAUCUUGGCCACAGGCGGAAGUGCCAGCGCAGCAGGAGAAUUGGUUACCAAAGCAGGAGCCAAAGUGGUGGAGUAUCUUUUCGUGAUGGAGUUGACGUUUUUGAACGGAAAGGACAAGUUGGGUGCGCCUAGAUUCACCUUGUUGAGCGGCCAAGACGAGGCUCUUUAG